AUGUAUAGAACUGCAUAUCAACGUGGUAUGCUUACCGUUUUCUUUAGCGGUGGAUCCAAACCCUUAGAAAUUUGGGACACUCAAACGAAAGAUGGGCAAUCAAGUACUGGGAAUACAUAUGCCCUUCUUGAUGGAUGGAAUCAAAUUCAAUUUAAUUUAGCUGAAUUUACUCGACGUGCUUAUAAGAAAGAGUUUCAGGAAGUUCAAAAAUUAAAAAUAAAUGCCAACAUACGAUUGAGACGUAUAUAUUUUACAGAAAGACUUAUGAAUGAAGACGAACUUCCACCAGAAUAUAAAUUAUACUUUCCUUUACAAUCAAAGAAAUCCGGUAAAAAAGCUCCUGAUCAACCUGCUCCAAAAACUCCAAGUAAAGCAGAUAUCCCGUCAAAUUUACCUGCAGAUAAUUUAGAAGUAUUAAAACCACCAGAAGAAGGUGUGCAGAAAGUACCUAGUGCAGAUAAAGUCACAAUUGCACAGAAAGUGCCAAGUGCGGAAAAAGUUCCUAGUGCAGAAAAAACUCCGGCUGCGGAAAAGCUGCCUAGCACAGAAAAGGUACCGGAUGUUGAGGCGGCACCAGUCACAGAAGAAGCACCAGCCGCAGAAGAAGCACCAGCCACAGAAGAAGUACCCAAUGCAGAAAACGCUCCUGGCGAACAAACACAACCUGCAGCUGAUUCUACAGUUGGUGAUACUGCACCACCUACAACAGCCGAAUCAACGGUGGGAGAUGCUAGUGAAAACGCAGGUGCAUCAUCAGUGGAGGGAGCUAAUCCUGAAGAGUAA
This is a messenger RNA of Arctia plantaginis, 783 nucleotides long. The record is from the annotation of a GenBank genome assembly. NCBI's taxonomy places the organism in Eukaryota, Metazoa, Arthropoda, Insecta, Lepidoptera, Erebidae.